Molecule: messenger RNA, 2333 nt
Organism: Ornithorhynchus anatinus (platypus)
Lineage: Eukaryota; Metazoa; Chordata; Mammalia; Monotremata; Ornithorhynchidae
Gene: PIGV
Product: phosphatidylinositol glycan anchor biosynthesis class V
Exons: 4
Coding region: 493-1947 (484 amino acids)
Biological process (GO): GPI anchor biosynthetic process
Cellular component (GO): endoplasmic reticulum membrane; mannosyltransferase complex
Molecular function (GO): GPI mannosyltransferase activity; alpha-1,6-mannosyltransferase activity
Source: RefSeq, a predicted model, not a curated record
UCGCCUCCAUUAACUGCCCCCCGCCUGGGCCCGCCUCACAGUCCCCUGCCUUUCCCCCUCACCGUGUGGCCCGGCGCCUCCUGCAAGGAGAUCCUUACCACCGGGCCUUCCCAAAACGCACGGCCCACACCUCCCCCCGAGCCCUGGUCUGCUCCCCCAGGGGGGAUGGAGACGGCCAGGCAGAGGGCCCCCAAACCAGUCCUUCCCCCCCGUGGUUAUUAAAUCAGCCCUCCAUGCCUGUCCCCCCAAAGCCCCCCGACGUAGGGAGUUGUGGGGGUGUCCAAAGCUAGGACGGCACCCAUUUUUGUUGGCCUUUUCUCCCUCUCUUGCUUUCCGACGGACCAGGUCCCCGCCUGCGGCCACCGAGCGACGAGCUCGCCGGAUUGGGGCGAGGGGAGAAGCGGGCAUCCAAGGGGAGAGAGCGAGCCAGCCCGAGCCCAGAAGCCAGAGAGACCCUGGUCCUGGCAGGCGGCGAGUGGCCACGGGGCGAGGAUGCAGGCGGGUGACCCGUACCGCUGGGAGGUGGUCAGGUUUGCCGUGGCCUGGCGGGCCCUGACUCUCGUGCUUCAGGCGCUGUCCAACGCCCUGAUCCCGGACCACGCCGCGGACGCCUUCUCCCCACCCCGCCUGGACACCCCCGGCCCCGGGGACCGGCUGCUGGACCGGCUGCUGGGCGGGCUGGGGCGCUGGGACGCCGAAUACUUCCUGUUCGUGGCCGAGCACGGCUACCUGUUGGAGCCCAGCCUGGCCUUCUUCCCCGGCUUCCCGCUGGCCCUGCGGGCGGGGGCCGAGCUGGCGCUGUGGCCGCUGAGCCCGCUGCUGGGCCUCCGGAGCCGCCUGCUGCUGGCGGGGGUGCUGCUCAACGCCCUGGCGUCGGCGCUGGCCGCGGGGGCACUGUACCAACUGGGCUGCCGCGUGCUGGCCCGCCGCCGCCCCGCCUUUCUGGCCGCCCUGCUCUUCUCCCUCAGCCCCGCGAGCGUCUUCCUGGCCGCCGCCUACUCGGAGAGCCUGUUCGCGCUGGCCACGUUCAGCGCCAUGGAGCGGCUGGAAAGCGGGCGGGCCCGGGCCGCCGGGCUCCUUUUCGCCCUGGCCGCCGCCGUGCGAUCCAACGGGCUGCUGGGCGCGGGCUUCCUCCUGCACCACCUGGCCCGGGGCCUGCUGAGGGGAGGCCCGCGGCCUGCAGCCCGGAUCCUGCGGCUGGCCGCCGCCUCGCUCUCGGGAGUGGCUGCGGUCGGUCUGCCCUUCGCCCUGUUCCAGGCCUACGCCUACAGCCGGUUCUGCCGGCCCGGCCCGGUUCGGCCCGUGCCGGGGCCCCUGCAGCGGCUGGCAGCGGAACGGGGCUACCGAGUGGUGGGCGGGGAGGCGCCACCCUGGUGCUCCUGGCCGCUGCCCUUGGCCUACGGCUACGUCCAGGACGCCUACUGGAACGUGGGCUUCCUGCGCUACUUUGAGCUCAAGCAGGCGCCCAAUUUCCUCCUGGCGGCCCCGGUGGCGGCGCUGGGCGCCUGGGCGGCCUGGACGUACGUGGCCGCCAAUCCCCGCCACUGCCUUCGGCUGGGGCUGGUGGAAGCCAGGUCCCAUGCUGGGGCGGGCAAGCCCGGGGACGGCUUCCUCGGCCCUCGGGUCUUCGUGUACGUGGUCCACGCCACCGCCCUGCUGCUGUUUGGAGUCCUCUGUAUGCACGUGCAGGUCCUCACUAGGUUCCUGGCUUCUUCCUCGCCGGUUCUGUACUGGUUUGCAGCCCAUUUGCUGGAGGAGUCCCUGAGCCGUGGCGGGAGCCGGCCGCGAGAGCCCGAGGCUCAGACCGGCCGGCCCGGCAACCCCGUCCUGGAGCUCCUGUGGAACUGGGGGGCCUGCCCCACCGUCGCCCGGGUCGUCCUGGGCUACUUCCUGACCUACUGGGCCCUCGGGCUGCUCCUUCACUGCAACUUCCUGCCGUGGACGUGACACGGAGGAUCGUCCGUCCCGGGGGCUGGGCCGGCCGGACGGCCGGGAGGCCUGGAACCCGGAGACGAGCCACCCCCCACCCGGGACCGGACAUCCUGGAGAUGGCUGGUCAAGACCUGGGGGAAGGACCGAGACGCUGGGGACAGUCAGGCAGACAGUGUGGGAUUUAUUGAGCGCUUACUGUGUGCGGAGCACUGUACUAAGCACUUGGGAGAGGACAACAGAACAGUAAACAGACACAUUCCGUGCCCGCGAUGACCUUACCAUCUAGAGCCGGGGGACCCUCCCCGAGGGUGAGAUAUGGUGAGACCCAAUCAACCAGUGGUAUUUAUUGAACGCUUACAUGGGCAGAGCGCUGUACUAAGCGCUUGGGAGGCUACGAUCCA